AUGCCUACGCGCUCACAGAGGUUGUUGGCAACCUCUUUGGUCUUCGAGUCUUCAUCGCCUCCAAGAACAACAGCCCAAUGGAAGCGUGUACUCUCCGGGGUCAAGCUGCUCUAUAUCCAGCGCCAAUAUAAGCAAUGUGCUGCAUGUUGUGCUGAGAUCCUUCAGACUGCAAGAGAACCAGUUCAUCCCAUCCAUAAGACCUUCCUCUAUUUUUACAGUGCCAUAUCCUAUGAGAUUCUUGGUCGAUCAGCUCAUAACUAUUCCAGCAAUAAGAUCCCAUUCCUUCAGCAGGCGUUGGACUAUUUCAUGACCUGCAAUGAGGUUUUAUCGUUCGCUCUUCCUGUCUCAGAGACCGUCCAGGCUGCUUCUCACGACGAGAGCCCUCCUUCGAUGGGAGACGUUUCUUCUCUGUCCGGGUCGUCUGGAACCCCGUCCUCUGUGGGGAGUCUUGUGCAUAGCAUCACACGUAUCAUUGAGAAGUCAAUCGACAGCCCUGGAGAAGACCCUUUCGUUUCUGACCGCGAGGAAGUCCCAACCACUCCUACCCCUGCAUCUUUCCAAGUUGCAAUGUACUCGGAUGAUGAUAAGGAGAAUGUGGCACCUGGCCUCAUGCCGCCUCCGCUUCGGAUUCGAAAAUCGUCCGGGGAUCUUGCGUUGGCCGCGGCAGGCUGCCGAGUUGACAAUGACAUUGUGAAAGUGAAACCUACAAAAAGCGGUAUUCCUCCUCGUGGCCAGCAAAGGACUCGCCGACCUCCGCCGCUCCCUCUCCAAAUAAUUCCUGCGCGGGAAAGAAGAAAGAAGAAAGCAUUGGCGAUGGAAAACAGAGAAGAAGAACAUUGCACACCGUCUAGCUGCUCUUCUUCCAAGACGGUGAUUGUUCAUCGCGAUAAGUGCAUGCCCACUUCAGUGACACCUAUCUGUCCACCAACGAGCAGGCGUUAUAGCAACAGCAUCUGCGCCCUGCUGUCACAAGUCAAGUCGAAUAUCUCAGCGAUAUACUCCCUGAUUGAUGAUGUGACAGAGGCACAGCGCAUCCGCAGAGCCUGUAAGAUCCGACGUUCAGCCUCGUUCUGGAGUUUCAGCCCAGCGAAAGACGACUCGCGCACUCAACAAGGCCGGAAUGGUACAUCCUCCCGUUCCGGAUCGGAUGCCAUGGGGAUUGAAAAUAAAGAGCAACGGAUUGCACGGCUGCGUGCUGAGGGUUGGAAAACAGUUGGGUUGAAAUCUGGAAGGCGUGGUUGGAAGGGGGUUGAGUACUAUCGCGCUUACUGUGAGUCCGUUUUGAACGAGUUGUAUUUGGAUGCCUAAAUGAAGGUGUUUGGGAUCACCUCCUCACUUGGAUAUCCCUGGCCUUUGCUUCCUUCAUUUUGGAGUGUGUUCGAGUCAAACGAGGAGAGAGAGAGAUGUUGAAAGCAAUCUAAUUAAUGGUGCAAUGCCGGCUUGUUCGGUUCUCUUCCGACAAAUGAACAGUAUCCACCGAAAGAACUCCG
Molecule: messenger RNA, 1490 nt
Organism: Monascus purpureus
Lineage: Eukaryota; Fungi; Ascomycota; Eurotiomycetes; Eurotiales; Aspergillaceae
Source: the annotation of a GenBank genome assembly